This is a messenger RNA of Telopea speciosissima, 1155 nucleotides long. Its product is annotated as protein EXORDIUM-like 3. Bases 15 to 1034 code for a protein of 339 amino acids. NCBI's taxonomy places the organism in Eukaryota, Viridiplantae, Streptophyta, Magnoliopsida, Proteales, Proteaceae. The transcript has a single exon. The record is from RefSeq and is a predicted model, not a curated record.
CACCGUUAUCGUCGAUGCUCCUCCCCAUUGCUGCCACCGUAUCCCUCUUCCUCCUCUUCACUACUCCGGUGACCGGGUGGCGACCAUGGUCAAACCAGAAACCAAACACCGCCAAUACCACAGCUGAUCUGGAGUUCGGAGGCUCAAAGAAGUAUGAAGGUUCUUCUGAGUUCGUCAAACUCAAGUACCACAUGGGUCCAGUUCUAACCAACAACAUUACCCUCCACAUUAUCUGGUACGGCCACUGGCAGAAAUCCCAGAAACGCAUCAUCCGUGGCUUCCUCAACUCCAUCUCCGCCGUAGAUACCAAACACCCCUCCGUAGCCGGUUGGUGGAAGACGGUCCAGCUUUACACUGAUCAAACCGGAGCCAACAUUAGCCGUACCGUCAGACUCGGUGAAGAGAAAAACGACCGCUUCUACUCUCACGGCAAGUCUCUCACUCGUCUCUCCAUUCAAUCCAUUAUAAAGAUCGCCGUUACAGCCCGAACCAAACCCUUACCCAUCAACCCAAAGAACGGUCUAUACCUGCUCUUCACCUCCGAUGAUGUUCAGGUAGAAGAUUUCUGCAGUCAGAUUUGUGGGUUUCAUUACUUCACUUUCCCUUCAAUCGUUGGAUACACUUUACCUUUCGCUUGGGUAGGCAACUCGGCUACCCAGUGCGCUGGAGUGUGCGCGUACCCAUUUGCGGUGCCGUCGUACAUUCCGAAUCUGAAGCCGGUGAGGUCACCAAACAGUGAAGUGGGUGUGGAUGGGAUGAUAAGCGUGAUAGCACACGAAUUAGCAGAGCUGGCAACGAACCCAUUAGUGAACGCUUGGUAUGCAGGGCAAGACCCAAGUUUUCCGGUGGAAAUCGCCGAUCUGUGUGAAGGGAUAUAUGGAACAGGAGGUGGUGGAUCUUACACAGGGCAGAUGUUGGAAGGAGAAGAUGGAGCAACGUACAACAUGAAUGGGGUGGGAAGAAGGUUUUUGGUUCAGUGGGUGUGGAACCCUACUGUGAAUUAUUGCUCUGGUCCAAAUGCACUCGAUCAGUAGAACUGUGGCUGUAGGGGUAGUACUACUUCACUGGUUACUUGUUUCUACUUCUGUAGUUAGUAAUGGUGGACUUCUUGUCCUCUGGUACUUAUUCAAAUUUCAAAAAAAGAGAAAAAGAAAA